Molecule: messenger RNA, 2828 nt
Organism: Eupeodes corollae
Lineage: Eukaryota; Metazoa; Arthropoda; Insecta; Diptera; Syrphidae
Gene: mbm
Product: protein mushroom body miniature
Exons: 2
Coding region: 127-2076 (649 amino acids)
Source: RefSeq, a predicted model, not a curated record
ACCACGUGAAAAUUGUUUGACAAUUGACAGCAGCAGCUGUCACAUGAAUUUAUUUGGCCCUUGCAAGUUUCUUUUUAUCAAAAUAUUUUUCUUAAAGGUUUUUGAUUUUUAAAAAAUCUUUUUAAAAUGAGAAACAAUUCCUCACAUAAUGGAAAUAGAAAUGGUUCGACGAUAAAAAAGUUCCGGGAUACGGGCCCGGGUGGUGGUCGUGAUGAUGACAGACGCGGUAAUUUUGGUGGCGGUGGACGCAGUGGAAAAGGUUAUGGUGGCGGCGGUGGUCGUAGAGGACGUGGAUUUGGCGGCGGUGGUGGAGUUAGAGAAGGAGGCGGUGGUGGAAGAGGAGGAGGAAUCGGUGGCGGUCACUUCGGAGGUAAUCAUGAACGACGUCAAAGUACCUAUCACAAUGACCAGGGCGGUCCAAACAAUAGUUUCAACGACAACUUCAGAAAUAACCACCAAACAUUUCCCGAAGACCAAGGUUUUAAUGAGUUCAAGGAUAUGAAUAAAGUUUCUUUUGCCUACGAAACGCCGAAAACCACCGCCGAAUCUGAAGUUUCAAAAUCCCCACUCACGGGAUCUAAGCCACCUCCUUCCUUCUUAGAACAAACAUCCAUUUCUAAGGAACCCCAAAUUCAAAUAAAACCCGUGGAGCAAUUAAUGCAAAAUAAAGAUCAAUCUAAAACUCCUCCAGUUAGUGCAGAUAAAACAACUGAAAAGUCUUUGAAAUCAAUAAAAAAAGAAAAACAAGAUGCACCAAAAGUCGACCCGAAGAAAGUCGAUAAAAAAACAAAACCUGCCUCCGCGUCGUCAUCGUCCUCUUCGUCGUCGUCAAGUUCUUCUGAAGAAUCUAGUUCGAGUGAAGAAGAACCUAAAAUGCCUAAACCCAUUAAAUCCUCCAUAAAGCCGAAGAAGGAACGAGCUGAAGAUGAGGUGAUUUGCCUUGGGAAGCAAAGUAACUUUGAAGAUCUAGUCGGCGAUGAUGAUUCCGCAGGUGAGAAUCAAUGUCUCGUGUGCAAGUCUGAGGAGCACUCAGUUGAUAAGUGUCAAAUGAAGUGCAUCAAAUGCACCCAUUCCUCGUACUCAACUCACGUGAUCUGCAACAAUUGCGGUGAGACGUAUCCCCCAAAGGUCAAGUCUCCAAACGCACCUAAUCCUUUUUUGAUGUUCAUGCAAUUUAUGCAAUUUUGCAUGAGUCAAUAUACGGACAUCAGCAAUGAAAUUAACCAACCGUUUGCUGGUCCACUUCCAGUGCAAGGAUCAACUAAGGAUAUCGAAAUUACACGGCAAGAUAUUUCCGACACCAAACGCAAUCGCAAAAAGUCUAAAUCCGAAUCGAAACAAGGUAAAAGGAAGAAGAAAACCGAAGCGAGUUCUGAUUCGGAUUCUGAUUCAAGUUCAAAAGCAAAGGCAUCAGUUAAGAAGCGAAUCAAGGCAGAAGGUGGAAAGACAGCCGCAGCGCCAGCAGUAGUCCCGACGACACCGCAAUCGAAACAUUCUCGCAAGAAGAAGAAAGCCGAGAGUAGUAGUGACUCCGACUCUGAUUCGAGUUCCCAAGCAAAUACCACCGCAGUAAAAAAGCGCAAAAAGUCUGAGAGCACUCAACCAUCGACACCACAAGUGCAGCAAGCACAACUAUCUAAGCAAGUUCGUAAGAAGAAAAAGAAUGAUUCAGACUCAGAUUCUGAUUCGAGUACAAAAGCAACCACGUCAAUCAAAAAACGAAUCAAGACGGAAAGUGUAAAGCCAGCGACAACAGUAGUGCAGCCAACUCAGCCAUCAAAACAAAUUCGUAAGAAGAAAAAGUCAGAAAGUAGCACCGACACAGAUUCAGAUUCAGACUCCGAUUCAAAAUCGAAAGCAACUCCGUCGAUUAAGAAACGCAAAAACACAGAAACAAAUGCUCUACCCACAAAUCCAGGAGUGCAAUCACAACAGCCCGCUUUCCCCAAUUUCACACCAUCUUUCCCCAAUAAUGUUCCGUUUGGUGGUGGAUUCAGCAAUCCCGGAUACAACCCAAUGCUUGCUUUUACCCAGAUGAUGGGUUACAAUCCGGCGAACAUGAAUUUCCCACGAUAAACUUUUUACUAAUUUAAGAUAACAAAACCGUCAGAAAAUUCUUCUCGGAGUUGAUGUUUAUUUCAAGUUAUAAGUAGCCCUUGGAGUCGUGAGAAUACAAAAUUGACGCAUGUAUUUAUUUUUCUCGGUUCCCAUCGUAACUUGUUUGAACCUCUACAUCCACUCUCGAAAUUUUCUAUCGCGUUUAGAGAUCAGUUUUUCAAAGUACGAGAUUGUUCAAGUUUAAAUGUUAAAUCAUUUUCUCGCACUGAAUGACUGUUUUUUAAACCUUUUUUUUUGUAAUACAUAAUUAUAAAUAAGAUACUAAUUUGACUGUAAAUAAAAAGAAAAAUUAACCCACUUAUGGUUGAUUUAUAGUUAAGUAAAACAAAAACCAAUUUGCUUCUUAUUUCAACUGGGAAAAUAUUAAUUUUCAGCCUAUAGUACAAUGAAUUGUUUUUGUUUUAAAUUGGUAAACUUUAACUAAAGCUAUUUAAGUGAACGAAUUUUUCAUAAAUUAAUUAUAUUGUUUUUGUAUUCUAUUUUAUGUUGUUAUUAAUAUUUAAAUAAAAAACCUUUUUUUUUGGUAUGCAUGAAAAUAAAAAAACAUAUUUCCAAAUUUAUGUGGGAUAUAUACAUAAAUGUCACAUAGAUUGUUGUCCAGCUCCCAAACUCAGGGAUACCCCAUGAAAUAUUUCAUAUCAAUAAUUUUUAUAAAAUAAUUUUUGUUCAGCCUUGGAAAAUAAAAAGAGUAACCUGUUUCCUUUAAACCA